Molecule: messenger RNA, 1221 nt
Organism: Cuscuta epithymum
Lineage: Eukaryota; Viridiplantae; Streptophyta; Magnoliopsida; Solanales; Convolvulaceae
Source: the annotation of a GenBank genome assembly
UUUGGGGUGCUUGCCCAGUUGUGUCUAAAGCUGGUUUUAAAUAUUUUGUUACCUUUGUUGAUGACUAUUCCCGUAUGACAUGGCUGUAUUUCAUGAAACGUCGAUCUGAGUUGUUCACUCAUUUUUCUUCCUUUUGUGCUGAAAUUAAAACUCAGUUUAACGUUCCUGUUCGGGUGUUAAGAGGAGACAAUGCCCAAGAAUAUCUAUCUGCUACAUUUAAGUCAUUUAUGCUUCAACAUGGCAUUAUUCAUCAAACUUCAUGCGUUGACACACCUCCUCAAAAUGGAGUUGCAGAACGAAAGAACCGACAUCUGUUAGAAACUGCAAGGGCUCUUCUAUUCCAAAUGAAUGUGUCUAAACAGUUUUGGGCAGAUGCCGUGUCUACUGCAUGUUUUUUUGAUAAAUCGAAUGCCAUCUUCUGUUUUGAAUGGUAAAGCUCCUUAUCAUUGUCUAUUUCCAAACAAAGAGCUUUUUCCUAUCCCACCUAAAAUAUUUGGUUGCACUUGUUUUGUUAGAGAUGUUAAUCCCCAUCUUACAAAGUUAGAUCCCAAAUCAUUAAAAUGUAUUUUCUUGGGUUAUUCUCGAGCCCAAAAGGGGUAUAGAUGUUUUUGUCCGAGUACUGGUCGGUAUCUUGUUUCUAUUGAUGCAUCAUUUCACGAAAAUACACCUUUUUCAUCAUCUAAGGAAGAUAUUCAUGAGAGUAAUGAUGAUAUACUCAUUUACACGAUGACUAUUCCAGAGUCCACACUUUCGACAAAUAUUCCACAAGUUACUGUUCCUGACCCUAGGUCUCCUGUACAUUUGGUAUACACCCGUCGACACAAAGCACCUGAUCGCCCUCCACCGGCGAUACCUGUGAUUACUUAUCCUGAUACUAGUUCGACUCCGAUCUCAUGUCCUGAACCAGUACCUGCAUCUUCAGAUCUUGUCUCCGCAUCAGAUCUUGACCUCCCAAUAGCACUACGUAAAGGUACACGGUCUUGUACUCAUCCUAUCUCUUCAUUUGUGUCGUACAAUCAGUUAUCUCCUGCUUCAUGUUCUUUUAUUGCUUCCGUUGAUUCUAUUUCUGUUCCCAAAUCUGUCAAAGAAGCUUUGUCUCAUCCUGAAUGGCGUCAUGCCAUGGUAGAGGAAAUGAAUGCUUUAGAUCUUAAUGGUACUUGGGAUUUGGUUGACUUGCCUACAGGGAAGAAAUCUAUUGGAUGUAAGUGGGUCUUUGCUGUU